This is a messenger RNA of Brassica oleracea var. oleracea, 430 nucleotides long. Its product is annotated as histone deacetylase complex subunit SAP18-like. Lineage: Eukaryota; Viridiplantae; Streptophyta; Magnoliopsida; Brassicales; Brassicaceae. Gene Ontology annotation, biological process: negative regulation of DNA-templated transcription. Gene Ontology annotation, molecular function: transcription factor binding; transcription corepressor activity. The record is from RefSeq and is a predicted model, not a curated record. The coding region runs from base 135 to 377 and encodes 80 amino acids. The transcript has 4 exons. Gene Ontology annotation, cellular component: nucleus.
UAGUCUGUGAUAAUGGUUAGCAAGUUAUGCUCAUGAAAGGCAGUUAGUUCUAUGCAUUGUGUCGAGUCUACUUGUGCAGAGUGGUGGUCAUCAUACUAAGGAAGAUUAUGCUGUGAGAGGCAAAGAACCAAAGGAUGAAGUUCAAAUCUACACUUGGAAAGAUGCCAAUCUUCGUCAAAGAAGUUUCUGUAGCGGCUAGGAGAAGAGACGCGAGAUUAUCUUUUGCGUUUGUUUAUCCUGACAAGAAUGGCCGGUUUAUUGUCAGACAGGUUGGUCAGACGAUGUCUUAUCCAAACCGAAAACAACCAGACGACAGUAAAACACUCGCUGACCUUCAUUUUGAGAUUGGAGAUUAUCUGGAUGUAGCAAUCUACUAGGAGGAGGUUUCUGUUUCUCGUCAAGUGAGAUUUAGGUGUGUCUGUGUUUGUGC